Mesitornis unicolor (brown roatelo) is the source of this 701-nucleotide messenger RNA. Its product is annotated as cytochrome b reductase 1. The annotation marks the transcript as partial. Gene Ontology annotation, molecular function: oxidoreductase activity. Lineage: Eukaryota; Metazoa; Chordata; Aves; Mesitornithiformes; Mesitornithidae. The transcript is spliced from 3 exons. The record is from RefSeq and is a predicted model, not a curated record. Gene Ontology annotation, cellular component: lysosomal membrane.
CUAUUAUUGUGUACAGGUUGCCCUGGACCUGGAGGUGCAGCAAACCCCUAAUGAAGUUCAUACAUGCUGGAUUAAAUACCAUAGCUAUGAUUCUUGCGAUUGUUUCUAUGGUAGCCGUGUUUGAUUUCCACAAUGCCAGGAACAUUCCUAACAUGUACAGUCUGCACAGCUGGAUUGGGCUGACUGCUGUUAUAUUUUAUUCUCUCCAGCUUUUCCUGGGUUUCGCCAUCUUUCUGCUCCCUUUUGCUCCAGUUUCUCUCCGAGCAGCUCUCAUGCCAAUACACGUUUAUUCGGGGCUUACCAUCUUUGCAACAGUGAUCGCAACAGCUCUCCUGGGAAUCACAGAAAAGCUUAUCUUUUCAUUGAAAAGUCCUGCAUAUAGUGCAUCCCCACCAGAAGCAAAUUUUGUCAACUGUCUUGGCCUUUUGCUUGUCGUAUUUGGUGCCCUGAUUUUGUGGAUGGCAAGCAGAGACCAUUGGAAGCGCCCCCCAGAACAGAACGCUAAACUUCUGCAGCCCGUUGGGGGGACUCCUGAAGGCACAGAAGCAGAAUCCACGAUGACGGACGGCAGUAACGCAGAUAAAUCCGAUCUGAGGAUCAGUAGUGAAGCAGCCAGAAAACAAAACCUGAAACUUGAUGAAGCAGGCCAACGAUCAACUAUGUAAAGAGAAUACACACAAUAACAGUACUUUUCUACUGCC